AUGGCAUACUACGGGUAUUUCCACUCGAUUCUAUUGCAGGGUGUGGAUCUUUGGGGCACAGCUGCUGAGCGCGACCGAGUAUUCAGGAUGCAAAAGCGCGCCCUGCGUAUAAUCGAUGGAAAACCCGUAGACUACCCAGCACAGACACUCAAGCCCGUGGGUCUCAAAUGCGCAGGCGACCCAGGCUACUUGCUCCUAGACGCCGACUCGCCAAAUCACGACGGUCACUCGGACCCAUCCUUGUACCGACUAGAAGAGGUCAUAGCCUAUUAUUUUUCAACGGCCACACAUACAGCCGUCAAACUCCUGGCUUAUACUGUUGCUCCAAGAAGCGCGCUGGAAAUAGCUAAAUUUGUAUCGUUUUCAGAAAACGUGAGUGAAACGAGCGAUGAAGAUGGACUUUUACCCACAGAUGACAUAAAAGGAACAGCGAAGGACCCCGAACUAACUUUCCUCCCGGAGAAAUCUAAAGAAAAAUAUUUAAAAGCGUACGAGAAUUUCAAUAAAUGGCGACUUGAAAAUAAUGAAAACACUUUGUCGGAAACUGUAUUAUUAACGUAUUUUAUGCAGUUGUCUCACACGAAGCAACCACCGACAAUGUGGAGUAUGUAUUCAAUGCUGAAAGCCACGAUAAAAACCAAGGAUGACGUGCAUAUUGAGGAUUAUAAAGAGCUCGUAACGUUUUUGAAAGGAAUGUCAGUGGGACACAACCCGAAAAAGUCCAAAAUAUUUACAUCAGCUGACAUAGAUAGAUUUAUAAAUGAAGCUCCAGACAUAAUAUACCUUGGUGCAAAAGUCAUACUCAUAUUGGGAAUAAACGGAGGAUGCCGUACUAAUGAACUUGUGAACCUUACCGUCGAUGGGAUCGAAAAACAUUCAGAAACCCUGUUAUUAAUAAAACUGCCAAAGACAAGUAAUAACAGAUCCUUUGUCGUUCGUGAGGAAUACGUACAGAUCGUUGAGCAGUAUAAAUCUUUACGGCCACCCAAUACAAAGACCGACCGAUUCUUCCUGCAGUAUCACAAGGGCAAGUGCUCAAGACAGCCCAUGGGUAUAAAUAAGAUAGGUGGGACACCGCGAGACAUCGCAACGUAUUUGAAACUUCAAGACCCUCAAGAUUACACUGGGCAUUGUUUUAGGCGAACAUCGGCCACGCUUUUGGCGGAAUCGGGGGCGGAUCUCAGCUUAUUCAAACGCCAUGACGAUACCCGUCCGGCUACUUCUAGAGAGGCAAACAUCGAAAGUCAAGCUGUGUCGAAAAUCUGGGUCUGUAUUGACCCUCCGAAAACUUAGUUUCGGUUAUACGCGUAAAGGUAUCAGUCGGAUGACGACUGCCGCAGAAUUAUUGUAGCAACAUUACUGUUGCAGCGUUGGCUGUUAUUAAAAAUUUCCUUGAUAAAAAUCAGUGACAGAUUGAACGUUCUUAUCUGUCGUCCUCAUCCGAAUGUCACCUUAACAUUCUUCGUCAUAAUUAUUACUACAUUAAAUAUAAGAAAUUUUCAAGUUACAGGUCGUAAAGUAUGAGAUAAUAUUAACCAGUUGAUUUGGUCGAAUGUAUAAACUUUUGACAGUGAAAACUUUUUAAUAAAAAUAACCAGUAGGUUACAAUAUAUCGCCGCUAAUAUUCCUACUAUCGAUACUUAUAUAUAGAAAUUAAAUUUAGAUUAUAGAAAUUUGAUGAUCGGUGUAUUGUAUAAACAUGAUGCCUAUAAGAACGAUACAGAUUCCGGCAGAUUUAGAUUAAGUAAAUUAAGUUGUUGUGCUAAGGUGUGGGUUGUUUAGUAAUUAAUUCAAGAAUUUAUAACUUUUUCUUUACAAUGUGUAAAUCGUUUUUUUCGCCACACCAGUCCGUAACAGAAGUAGAGUAAGAAUGGGGGGGGGGGGGGUUUAAAGGUCAUUUUUUUUGAUUUUCGUAAAUAACUCGCAAACGGUGGCCCAAAGUGUUCUUAUCCGUAAAUAAUCUACAUAGGAGUUCACGACCUACUUUAGUGA
Cydia strobilella is the source of this 1992-nucleotide messenger RNA. RefSeq lists its product as uncharacterized. The record is from RefSeq and is a predicted model, not a curated record. The transcript has 5 exons. Gene Ontology annotation, biological process: DNA integration; DNA recombination. The coding region runs from base 1 to 1293 and encodes 430 amino acids. Lineage: Eukaryota; Metazoa; Arthropoda; Insecta; Lepidoptera; Tortricidae. Gene Ontology annotation, molecular function: DNA binding.